Meira miltonrushii is the source of this 1008-nucleotide messenger RNA. RefSeq names its product phytanoyl-CoA dioxygenase. The transcript has a single exon. NCBI's taxonomy places the organism in Eukaryota, Fungi, Basidiomycota, Exobasidiomycetes, Exobasidiales, Brachybasidiaceae. The record is from RefSeq and is a predicted model, not a curated record. Bases 1 to 1008 code for a protein of 335 amino acids.
AUGUCAGGCUCAUUAACCGCGUCUCAACUUGCCAAAUAUCAUCAGGAUGGUUACUUGGUUAUUCCAGACUUUUUCGACCCUAAGCCAAUUCUACAGCAUGCCAAAGAGCUAAUUCAUUCAUUCGAUCCAAAUGGUCAUCCUAUGACCAAAUUCAGCACAGGUGGAGAAGAAGGAACGAAGGAAGAUGGAAAAGAACAUGUUGGAGACCGAUACUUUCUAGAAAGUGGCGAUAAGAUUCGUUAUUUCUUAGAAGAAGACUCUAUAGGCUCAAACGGCAUGCUAAAUCGAUCGCCGGAUCUAUGCGUCAACAAGUGCGGGCAUGCGUUGCAUAGCUUGGAUCCAAUCUUUCAUCAAUUGACAUUCUCGGAAAAGGUUCAAAAUUUAAUCAGAUCCUUAGAAUCAUUCUCCAUACCUCAAUGUCUGCAAUCUAUGGUUAUCUGUAAACAACCUUCGAUCGGUGGUGCAGUUCCGCCUCAUAACGAUUCAACAUUUUUAUACACUUCUCCACCCAGUGCGACAGGACUUUGGUUUGCAUUAGAAGAUUGUACGACGACAAAUGGAUGUUUGUCAUUUAUUCCGGGAUCACAUAGAUGGCAGGACGAUUCAUCAAAAUCGAACUACACAAAGCCAAGACCGCAAAAUGAAAAGGAAGAAAUCAGGCAAAAGUAUGGAGAACCACGCGGUGUGAACAAACGCUUCGUUCGAUCUGAUCCCGAGAAUGUUGAUGCAGGAACUGGUUUCGAAACGUUAUCAGAACAAGAAGAGGAAGAAUGGGAUGAAAAAAGAGCUUCUGUUGAAGCUUGUAAAGCGGGAACAUUGGUUCUAAUCCAUGGAUCGGUGAUGCACAAAAGUGAAAAGAAUAAAAGUGACAAGAGCAGAUACAUCUAUACUUUCCAUUGUAUAGAGGGCGAUUCAACCAAGGCACUUUAUGAUUCACGAAAUUGGCUACAACCUUCAAAAGAGAUGCCAUUCAGUGAAUUGUACAAUCCUCCUACAUUGAGAGCAUGA